Chara braunii is the source of this 529-nucleotide messenger RNA. The record is from the annotation of a GenBank genome assembly. NCBI's taxonomy places the organism in Eukaryota, Viridiplantae, Streptophyta, Charophyceae, Charales, Characeae.
GUUAAUGAGGGCAUACUCACGCAAAAACUAUCUUAGAUGAAUCUGACCAUAUUUACGGCCGUACUAAGAUGUAUCUGAUCGAAAUGAUAUUCAGAAAUAAAUAAGAAGGGCCUGCUGCGAGUAUGCCCUGAGUCAUAAAGAUGACGACGACGAUGAUGAUGGUCGGUCGGGAUAAUAAUCAGCGUCAUGUUGUCUCUGUCAUCGUCGUCUUAUGAUGAUGAUGAUGUUGCUGUUGAUGACGAAGAUGCUGCUGCUGCUGCGGAUGAUGAUGAUGAUGAUGAUGAUGAUGAUGAUGAUGAUGGUGAUGGUGAUGGUGAUGAUGCUGUCUCUUAUACACAUCUAGAUGUGUAUAAGAGACUGAUGAUGAUGUCGAUGACGAAGAUGCAGCUGCUUCUGCUGCUGUUGCUAAUGAUGAUGAUGAUGAUGAUGAUGAUGGUGAUGGUGAUGGUGAUGGUGAUGGUGAUGAAGAUGAUGAUGCCACGUGAUCACCUGCAAUAUAGAUAAGCGGCAACAAAAAAGAAACCCGAUU